Messenger RNA from Sinocyclocheilus grahami, 2036 nucleotides. RefSeq names its product MON1 secretory trafficking family member Ba (gene mon1ba). Gene Ontology annotation, cellular component: Mon1-Ccz1 complex. The transcript is spliced from 5 exons. The coding region runs from base 293 to 1801 and encodes 502 amino acids. NCBI's taxonomy places the organism in Eukaryota, Metazoa, Chordata, Actinopteri, Cypriniformes, Cyprinidae. The record is from RefSeq and is a predicted model, not a curated record. Gene Ontology annotation, biological process: vesicle-mediated transport; protein targeting to vacuole.
AUCGUUUGCGCUUCAUUAUGUUGCAUUAGUGCUAAAUCAUUCUCGUCUUUAUCGGAAAGUGAAAUAGAAAGAGAAAUAUCCAGCGACCAAAAUCACGUGAACGCACCAAAUGUCACAAUUACGAUUUCUGAACUUGCAUCAUGUGAUACCUCUGGGAUUCCAGACUGAGUAAUGGAGAGCCACAGAGAUCCAUUGUGUGACAUCAGUAGAACACGUGUUUGCAGCCUUAAAACAAAAAAAAAACACCAAGUCCAGAAGAUUCUUGCUUUGAGGGAAAUGAGAAACAGACAACAUGCACAGGAGCGAUAAUAGAGGAAGUUGGGAGUUUCAACCUGAGGACACCUUAAUAGAGGAGACUGGUAAUUUUCCAUCUACUUUGGCCCAGGCGAACUUCAAUGGGCAGAAAAAGGCAGGUUCCGCUGUGGAUGGUAUAGCUUAUAGGAAUGAAGAUAUAAUGUCAGAGAGUUGGAGGCAACACAGGAAGCAUGUGUUUGUGCUGAGCGAGGCAGGGAAGCCCAUCUACUCACGCUAUGGCAAUGAGGAGGCCCUCUCCUCCACCAUGGGUGUCAUGAUGGCGCUGGUCUCCUUCGUCCAGGCUGGAGGCAACAUGAUUCAGUCUAUUUUUUCAGAUGAGCACACAGUGGUCUUUUUGCAGAAGGGUCCGCUUGUGUUUGUAUCCGUUUCUGCCACUCGCCAGUCCGAACAGCAGCUGCGCAGUGAGCUCCUCCAUGUUUAUCAUCAGAUAGUCAGCAUGCUCACGCAGGCCAGCAUAAAUUGCAUCUUUGAGCGCCGCAAGAACUUCGACCUGCGGCGUCUGCUGUUUGGCUCGGAGAAGGUUCUGGACGGCCUCCUCGAUGUCAUGGAUUCUGAUCCCAGCUUCAUGCUGUCGGCCGUCCAAUGCCUGCCUCUGCCCUCCUCUUCCAGAGACGCCCUCAGUCACAUCCUACAGAAAGCCGUCACACCGAAUCUGGUCUUCUCUUUUCUCAUUGCCAAUAACCGACUUGUCUCCGUCGUUCAGGAGAAGACGGUCCUGGAGGACGCUAGACUAAAACCCAGUGACCUUCAUCUCCUCUGCAACCUGAUCAGGGCCUCCUUUGCUUUUCAGGCUGGAGAGAUAUGGACGCCCAUCUGCCUGCCUCUGUUCAAUCACGACUGCUACUUUUAUGCUUAUGUGGCGUAUCUAGACCCUCCAGAAUGUACUGUAUGCCUUGUUCUUCUGUCUACAGAUAAAGAAGCGUUUUAUGCCAUGGCAGAGUGCAAAAGGAAAAUUGAGGAAGCUUUCGCAUCCCAGAAUGCCUUGCAGUGGGUGGCAAACACUCAGUUUUACUACGUUGACGAUAUCGGUGUAGCUAAUCUUAAGCACUUCCUUUACAAGCCCUCAAAAGUGCUAGACCACCAUCGCCAACUGCCACAGUUCACAUGCCCAGAGAUGGAGGUGGCAUACAGAAGCCAGGAAGAGAGGAUACACCUGCUGGAUCUGUAUCGCAACAUGCACAAUCGGAUCCACAGUACAUCACGGCCACUUAAACUCCUCUACCAUUCUGCAGGCCAAGAAACUCUGCUGGCAUGGGUCACUAGCAAGUUUGAGAUGUUCGCCUGCUUUACUCCGCUCGUCACUAAGAAAUCCGCUAUCAGUGAACUCACUAAACUGCUGCGAUGGAUCAAAAAGGAAGAGGACCGUCUCUUUAUUUGUCACCUCCCAAAAUAUUCCAGUGCCCCGCAGCCCGGUAGGAGCUCCACAGACAGAGGGAGUUCAGAUAGACCAAAUACAUCAGACACUGGACUUCUGUCUCUCUUGUAGCCUUGAGUAACAUACCGGCCAACACACAAGUUGCUGUUUCACUUCCAUGUUUUAUAUGGUAAAUUCUGUGGGUUAUGAAAUGGGAAAUGUGGCUGCAUUGAAUAUACUGCAUGCAUGUUUGUUUCUGGGUUCAUAGGUGGCGUGUUAACUAAAUGCAGUUAAAAGUUCUCCAAUUCAUGUUAAUUUUUCUGUUCAACAUUUCAUGCAUUGCUCUGCUGAUAGCACAAUUUGUAAU